This is a messenger RNA of Fusarium keratoplasticum, 1767 nucleotides long. RefSeq lists its product as uncharacterized. NCBI's taxonomy places the organism in Eukaryota, Fungi, Ascomycota, Sordariomycetes, Hypocreales, Nectriaceae. The coding region runs from base 1 to 1767 and encodes 588 amino acids. The record is from RefSeq and is a predicted model, not a curated record. The transcript has 2 exons.
AUGCCCACGUAUCUAUGCCACGGAUUUCGAUGGCAUCGCCGGGCCAUCCGCAUUUACGUCAUCCUCAACGAUCUCGAGGAUGCCGCCUCAAAUUGGAUUAUUGGACCUGCGACUUCUUCGUCUAUCGUCUCUCAGUUCUACACCUCAUACGACUUUCUCCCUGAGGUCGCACCGCCACAGCAGGAAGCAAGCGUCAGCAUCAACAAGGCCAAGAAGGAUAAUCAACAUCUCGACGAUGACCUCUCACUCCCACCAUCGCGUGUGCCACCUGAGAAUGAUGGCGUCCUCAUGCAUUCGUGGUCCGCAGUCAAGCUUCUGGAGGAGUUUGACCCUGAGGAGACCGUGACGCCGUGCAGGCCGUACGCUUAUGUUGCGGACUAUGUGGUGCGGGUCGACUUGAGUGUGGAUGUGGCAGGUGAAAUGGCCAAGUAUUACGAGAGGAUGGCAGGUGAAGAUGGGUGGAUUGUGAAGUUGAGGGAUGAGUUGCAGAAGGGGGAGCCGGUGAGAUGGUAUGUCGUUGUUUGUGGGGAUGAGGUCAGGGACUUUCCGGGAGCGAGUGAUGAUGAGGAGAGCGAAGAAGAUUCAACAUCUGAGUAUGGUGGCGAAGGCGACGAUACUCUCACAGUGCUGGAUGCUGUCCCAGAGGAACAAGAAGGGCGCACAACACCGAGACCUCCCGAACAGGAGUGGCCAGACAUCCGCCAACCUAUCCAACCCAGCGAGCCCCUUCCACAGAGGCUAUCAACUUCAACGACAUCAUCAUCACAAUGGUCACAAGAAGAUGCAGCCGCGCCGCCGAGACUAACGCCGGAUCUCGAAAUACCACUCCUUCAAACCUUUGAUAGCGUCUCGUCACGGUAUUCGACAUCGACGGCGUCGGGACUCUACCACGAUGGAGACCGCUUGCUGCUGGAGCCUGAAGAGUUUGUGAUGGCGCAGUCACCUGCGCGGACUCCUUUACGGGAGGAGGCACCAGAUAUCGUCAUGCCCAUCAGAGCUGAGGAGCUCAACCCAUCUCUAUCAGCGUGGUCGACUACACCGAGCCCUCAACAUACUGAGCUGCCAGACUCAGGCUCACAUCCAUACGCGGAGAUUAUGCCAUCUCGGUCACCCUCACCAAUGUCUCCGGCUACUGUGAGACAAGAAAAGACAGGUCCAGAAAGAGGGGCCAGAAUCGUUGCACGAUCCCCGAGACUUUCAGUCCUCUCAAACACCGUCUCCUACCUCACCAAACCCCCCACGGUUAGGGGUGAUCAGACCAUUGAAUACUGCCCAAGAUACUCGGCCGCCCCAAACACCGUCACCAACUUCACCGAAUCCUCCAAUGUCAAAUAUGACGAGGCCAUUGCACGAUCCCCAAGAGACCCAAUCUUCUCUGAUACCUGCGCCACUUUCACCGAAACCUUUACAGCCAGGGCUGAAAAGCUCAUUGAUCAACCCCAAACAUCUUCAUCCAUCUCGAACGCCCUCGCCAACUUCACCAACUUCGCUCGAGUCGCCGCAGUCAAGCAUGACAAGGCCAUUUAUCAACCCCCAAGCUCUUCACCCUUCUCAAACCCCAUCCUCGACUUCGCCGAACCCGCCAACAAGGUCGUUGAUAAACGCUCAAGAUCUCCAGCCAUCACGGACACCCUCGCCCCCGUCACCAACUUCACUGGGUCCCUCACAGACAAGGCAACUGAUCAACCCCCAACAUCUCCUGUCUCAAACGCCCUCACUAACUUCGCCAACACCAUUAGGGGCUUCACAAACAAGAUCACUUAUUAA